AUGCCAGCGCAUUACCUACCUCAUCGCCCGGUUAUUAAAGAAAAAGGUACGACCAAGAUUAGACCAGUGUUUGAUGCGUCUUCAAAAGGUCCCAACCAUCCCUCAUUAAAUGACUGUUUAGAAACAGGAAUAAAUUUAAUCGAAACUAUUCCUUCGAUUUUAGCAAGGUUUAGAGUAGGAAAAAUAGGGGUUGUUGCUGACAUUAAAAGGGCCUUUUUGCAGAUAUCAGUGAAUAAAGAAGACAGAGACUUUUUACGCAUUUUAUGGUAUAAUAAGAACAAUGAAUUAACCAUUUUUCGUCAUACGAGAGUAGUUUUCGGCGUUACCAGUAGCGCUUUUCUCUUGUCAGCGGUUCUAGACCACCAUUUAUACAGAACAUCAUUAAGUGAGAAGGAAACAAGAGUGAUUUCAGAAAAAAUAAAAAAUAAUUUUUAUGUAGAUAACUGUGUAACAAGUGUGCAUGAUAAAUUUGAGGCUCAUACUUUCAUAGAAGAGAGUACAAGAAUAAUGAAAGAAGGAAGAUUUGAGCUGAGGGGGUGGGAAACUACCGCUCUUGAUCCAUUUUCUUUGCAAGAAGCUAAAUCUAACGUUCUGGGACUCGUCUGGGAUAAAAAUUGCGAUUCUUUAGAGAUUGAUCCUACAUGUCUUGAAUUUGAAGAAAAAGCACUUACAAAAAGGAAUCUCCUUUCUCUUGUGGGAAAAUUUUUUGAUCCCAUUGGUUUUCUAGCUCCAGUUUUCAUUCAACCUAAGCUUCUGCUUCAAGAAAUGUGGAAAACGAAGUUAUCAUGGGAUAUUGAAGCAAGUGAAGAUAAAAAGAAAAGAUUCUUGAAAUGGAAAAAAGACAUACCUCUUUUGCAAAAUAUUAAAAUCCCAAGAUGGUUAGGCAUUACACCAGAUAUAAAUAUUAGCUUCCACACAUUUGUAGAUGCAAGUCAAGUUGCUUAUGCCGCUUGUGUCUUCAUUAGAUGUGAAUAUUCAGGAAGAGGAGUCAGUGUUCAGCUUCUGCAAGCAAAGGCUAGAAUAACUCCCUUGAAGCCUAUCACUAUUCCUCGACUUGAGCUCAUGGCCGCAACCAUAGGAGCAAGACUUUAUAUAUCUUUAAAGGAAUCUCUGAACUUAGAGCAGGUGAGAUCAUUCUUCUGGACCGAUUCAUCUACCGUUUUAGCUUGGAUAAAGAGACCAGAUCAAUGGUCGGUUUUUGUGAGAAACAGAGUCAAUGAGAUUAGGAAACUAACAGAAGCAGACAAUUGGUUCCACAUAAUUGGCCGUGAAAAUAUUGCGGACUUACUGUCAAGAGGAUGUGGAGUGAAACAGUUACUGAAAUCAUCCUGGUGGUUAGGUCCUUCAUGGUUAAAACAAACUGAAGAUGACUGGCCUAAAUCUUCGGUUAAUAUUAAUGAAGAAGAAAUUGAAAAGGAGAAACUCAGAGUGGCAGCCUCUGCAAAUAACAGCAAAGUAUUUUCCAUAGCAGUUUAUUUUGCUGAAAGACACUCAAAAUUUUCGAAGAUAGUAAGAAUUCUAGCAUGGAUACUACACUUUCGUCCAAAAGCUAAGAACUCUCAAAAGCUGGAAAAAAUUACCGGGGACGAAAUUACUAAUUCUGAGAAGACUCUUUUUCGCUGCAUUCAAAGGGAAUGCUUUAUCAAUGAGAAUGCCAAGAAAACACUUCAAGGUUUACAAGUCUAUGAAGAUAAUGACGGAAUUUUGAGAAUGAAGUCCCGAAUAUUUAAUGAAACUGAGACAGAACAAUUUUCAUUUCCCAUUAUUCUACCUUCAAAGCAUCCAUUAGUUAAAAGAAUUAUUGAAGAACAACAUAUCUUGAACAAACAUGCAGGACCACUGAUAUUAUUAACAAUUCUGAGAGAAAGAUUUUGGAUUGUAAAAGGACGAAAGACUGUUCAUUCGGUUGUAAGAGAUUGUGUUAUUUGCAGGAGGCAAAGAAUUAAACAUCUGGAGGCUCCUCUGCCACCUCUUCCUUCCCAUAGAACAGAAUUGUCUGCUACAUUUCAAGUUACAGGGGUGGAUCUGGCAGGUCCCCUUUUUACGAAGUCAGGAAGCAAAAUUUGGAUUGUGAUAUUUACUUGUGCAGUUUACAGAUGUGUUCAUUUGGAGUUGGUGGAAUCAAUUAGUACUACAACCUACGCUAUGAGAAGAUUUAUUGCAAGACGUGGAAGAAUUUCUGUACUUUAUUCCGAUAAUGGGACGAACUUUGUUGGAUUAGAUAAAUCUCUAAAGAAAUUAGACUGGGACAAGAUACAGAAAGAAUUUGAAGUUUCUCAAAUCAAAUGGAAGUUUAACCCUCCAUCAGCCCCAUGGUGGGGAGGAUUUUGGGAAAGUCUAAUAAAAAUUCUCAAGAACCUUCUCCGAAAGAAUUUAGGACGUUCUUCCUUAAAUUAUGAAGAACUUCUAACAUUAGUUUGCGAAUGCGAAGCAGUAAUGAACAAUAGACCUAUAACAUAUGUCUCAGAGGAUCCAGAGCUUAAAACAUUAACCCCAGCAAUGUUUCUACGCAAUCUACCUAUGACAGAUACACCUGACUUGGACAGCAUAGAAAGAACAUCCCUAAAUAAAAGAUUAAAUUAUUUACAAACUGUUCGCGAUCAUCUUAGAAAAAGAUUUAGAGUUGAGUAUCUUGGUUUUCUUCGCUCGAAAUCCACGAAAAUUCAUGAUUUGAUAGCAGUGGGAGACAUUGUCCUGAUCGGUAGCGAAGAUAAGAAGCGUCUGGACUGGCCCCUGGGAAAAGUAGUUCAGCUUUUCCCAGGAAAAGAUAAUGUCGUACGAUUAGUACAUCUGAAGACUGCAAAGGGCUUUGUGAUGAGGCCAAUACAGAGACUGUAUCCUCUUGAACUUAGAGAGAAUGACAGGUCAGACCUUCCUGUGUUCAUCCAACAAGAGCCAAGAAAUAUUCCAAUCUGUGCUGAGGCUGUGAGGGACAGUGACUCUGGUGAUGCACCCGUCACUGCACCGUCAUAG
Messenger RNA from Uloborus diversus, 2973 nucleotides. RefSeq lists its product as uncharacterized. The record is from RefSeq and is a predicted model, not a curated record. Bases 1 to 2973 code for a protein of 990 amino acids. NCBI's taxonomy places the organism in Eukaryota, Metazoa, Arthropoda, Arachnida, Araneae, Uloboridae. The transcript has a single exon. Gene Ontology annotation, molecular function: nucleic acid binding. Gene Ontology annotation, biological process: DNA integration.